GUGCUGUCAAGCUCUCGAUCGCGCGAGUAAGACAGCUGCUUUGGAGGUGGUUUUCAUUGUUUGUGCAUGAUUUUUUUUUUUUUACAGUAUACUUUGGCUGGUAUUGGAGACUGACUUCUUCCCCUCAGUGUCAGAUGACAAGAAAGGCUUAUAGGUGAACAUCGUCACAAAUCUAUAUCCACCUCUAACAAUGGCACCCAAGCGAUUUAACUGGAGACAGCUGCUCACAGCAGAACCUGUGGUAUUCUUCUACGCAUAUGGACUCUUCAUGCAUUUGCCCGUCAUUCAACAGUAUAUCUACUUCAGGAUUGCUAAAAAUAAGGGAUUUCCUUACGACACAACUGCAUCUAACAGCUGUGGUAAUGAAACAGCAUUAAAUGCGACUAUGAAAGGGUUAGAGAAACAGGUUCAAUCACUGUCAUCAUACAUCCAUCUUGGGGUGGUCCUUUUCUCUUCCCUUCCAUCUCUCUUUACUUCACUGUUCAUUGGAAGCUGGACUGACUCAAGAGGAAGAAAACCAGCCCUUUUGUUGCCAGCCAUAGGGAGUUCAAUAGAGGCAGGGUUGACAAUAUUGGUGAUGUAUUUAGAAUUACCAGUUUAUGUUCUGUUUGUUGGUGGAGCAAUCAAUGGACUUUGUGGAUAUUUUACUACUCUUAUUAUGGGUCUUAUGGCAUAUAUUGCAGAUACCACUGAUGAAUCUGAUAGGCCUUUACGUUUAGCCAUCAUGGAGCUCCUGACAUUUUUGGGAGGGAUGGUCAGUCAACUAACUAGUGGCGUAUGGAUCGAGAACCAUGGAUUCAUCACGCCAUACUGGUUUAUCUUGGCUUGUCUUCUAUUCUCUGUCCUCUACACAGUCUUCUUCCUCCCUGAAUCAAGACCUCCAAGUGACGUCACAGAAAAAACCAGUCUCGGCAGUUGCCAAAGCAUCAAAAGAAUUUUGGCUGUUUAUAAAGCUCCCAGGGAAGGGGGUCGAUUCAACCUUAUUCUUUUAACCCUAAGCAGUGCUUUUUCGCAAAUCGCCACCCAAGGAAGCACUGGUAUCGUCACACUCUUCGUUCUUCAUACUCCACUGUGUUUCUCUCCCGAAUUUGUUGGAUAUAUUGCAGCGUUAAGAAGUCUUUGUAUUGGAAUUGGAGCCAUACUUGGGAUUAAACUUCUUGGGAUAUGGCUGACUGAACUUAGUAUAUCAAGGAUUGGAAUUGUUUCCAGUAUAGGGGGCUUGGUGACAUUUGGCCUAUCGAAAACAACAUUUCUUGUCUUCACGGCUCCAGUUGUCGGCCUGUUUGGUGGCUGUGUGGUCCCUAUCUUUAGGGCAAUGAUGUCAAGGAUUGUCAGCAAAGACGAACAAGGUGCCCUUUUCUCAGCUGUGGCCUCAUUCGAGACACUCUGCAAUUUCAUUGGUGCUUUCAUAUUCAACUCUCUCUAUCCAGCCUCCCUAAAAUUUGAUUUUCCGGGAUUUGUCUUUUUUGUUGGAGCUAUCAUAUGUCUGCUGCCAUUUUGUUUCACCUGCUGUCUUAAGAAUCCCAUGGUUCUUCUCUCCAAGAAAGAUCGCGUGCAGGUUGUUGGCAACUACGACGUAAUACCGGACGACAAUCUUAACGAUCCCGUAAAAAGUUUAGAUAGCUGUAAUACAGAAGGAACGACCAUAGUCUCUCCAGAAUCAAAAGGUAGUGUUAGUAGGUACAACACUGAGCCACAAGCAUAAAACGUAGUAUUGAAGCUUUAUUUCGAAUUAUUUGGAUUUUAAUUUUUGAUUUAUAAAAGUAUAGACAAUGAUGCUUUUCCUAGCGCGCUACCUUGGCGUAUAGUUUGCUGCAUUCUAUGGUCCUUAUAGAGAGUAUCACACGUUAAGAGCUAGAUAUCGUUUCGAUUCACGAGUUUUCCUAUCAUAUUCCAAAGUGAGUCCGCGAGCGAUU
Molecule: messenger RNA, 1916 nt
Organism: Actinia tenebrosa (Australian red waratah sea anemone)
Lineage: Eukaryota; Metazoa; Cnidaria; Anthozoa; Actiniaria; Actiniidae
Product: proton-coupled folate transporter
Biological process (GO): transmembrane transport
Cellular component (GO): membrane
Molecular function (GO): transmembrane transporter activity
Source: RefSeq, a predicted model, not a curated record